Colletotrichum abscissum is the source of this 2142-nucleotide messenger RNA. Its product is annotated as major facilitator superfamily transporter. Lineage: Eukaryota; Fungi; Ascomycota; Sordariomycetes; Glomerellales; Glomerellaceae. The transcript is spliced from 3 exons. Gene Ontology annotation, molecular function: transmembrane transporter activity. Gene Ontology annotation, cellular component: plasma membrane. Gene Ontology annotation, biological process: transmembrane transport. The record is from RefSeq and is a predicted model, not a curated record. The coding region runs from base 1 to 2142 and encodes 713 amino acids.
AUGGCGGGCGUCCUCACGUGGAAGAGUCGCUUCGGUGGCAUCUUUGGGAACAAAACUAAAUCCGACAGUGCCGAAGCCACAGAUGACGAGAAUACCAAUAUUCCGAAAUGGAGUAUGGGUGUUCUCAACGACCCCAAAACGAUUGAAGUCCCUGGUUCUGUGCUUCUCCUCGCUGCGCAUCGCAACGAGCCACUCGGCUUACGCAACGCGCCCGCAAGGACUUCCCACUCAUCCAUCCCCACUGGUUUCCCGGAGCCGGUAGACACACCGACCGGCCGCCAAUCUCCAGCCAACGCGGCCCCACCUGAGCCCGAUGCAAAGACGACCAAGGACGGAAUCAUCCUCAACCCUCAGCCUGAAGAGUCUGCAAACGACCCUCUCAACUGGCCUUCAUGGCGGCGCGAUUGCGCUCUUCUGUCUCUUGGUUUCUACUGCAUGGUUGGUGGUGGCAUGACUCCCUUGCUUGCCGCUGGCUUCACCAAUGUCGCCGAAGACUACCACAUUGAGACCGAGACAGUCUCCCUAACUACUGGUCUGUACAUGAUGGGCAUGGGUCUCGGUUCCGUCAUCUUUUCUCCCACGGCUAUUCUGUACGGAAAGAGGCCCGUCUACCUCUUCAGCUCCAUCAUCUUCAUCCUCAGCUCUGUGUGGGCAGCCCUGUCACCAAACUUCACCUCUCUCAUCUUGGCUAGAAUCUUUCAGGGUAUUGCAGUCAGUCCCGUGGAGUGUCUUCCCUCCGCCACCAUUGCAGAAAUUUUCUUCCUUCAUGAGAGAGCGUUCCGAAUCGGCAUCUAUACACUCCUGCUGCUUGGCGGCAAGAACCUCAUCCCCCUCGUCAGUGCCCUCAUCAUCCAAGGUCUUGGAUGGCGUUGGACUUUCUGGAUUGUUGCCAUGAUUGUUGCCUUCUGUGGCGUGCUUCUGUUUCUGUUCGUGCCAGAGACCUUCUGGGACCGAACACCGCUCCCCAAGUCACGGAAGCCGUCCCGCAGACCGAGCUUUACUCGCCGAUUCUCAUCACGCCAUCACGUUCCUCAGGUCCGCAGCGCUCAUGAAGAUGCUGUUGUAGCUCCCACAAGUCCUACGCCACAGUCGCCACACGUUGCUUCGCAUCCGCACAAGGACCUUCACGUUGGAUUUGCGCCAGACCCAAACGAGAAAAAGGAUGACAGCAUCGACAAGCAGGUGAAGGACGUCAAGGAUGAGACGCCGGACUCUUCCAACCCGGUGCCCGUCUCGCGGACGUCUGGCGCGUCCGGCACACCCACCUCCGGAUCGGAUUAUUUCCACAACGCCCCAGCUAUCGAAAGCGAAAAGUUCAAGAUGCAAGCUUCCGACGUCAACUCACCGCCAAAGGCCCUGGCCUACACCCACACCCUCCGCCACCAGCCCGCGAAAUCCUUCACCGAGCAGCUCAAGCCCUGGAACGGCCGCCUGAACCACGACAGCUGGUUCAAGGUCAUGCUCCGGCCCUUUGUCCUCUUCGCCUACCCCGCCGUGCUGUGGUCCGCCGCGGUCUACUCCCUCUCCGUCGGCUGGCUCAUUGUCGUCUCCGAGUCGGUCGCCUUGAUCUACCGCAACCGUGAGUCGUACAACUUUGACGCCCUGCAGACGGGUCUCGUCUACCUCUCCCCCUUUGUCGGAGGCAUCCUCGGCACCGCCGUCGCGGGGAAAGUGAGCGACAUCAUCGUCAAGGCCAUGGCCCGCCGCAACGGCGGCCUCUACGAGCCAGAGUUCCGCCUCGUCAUGGCGGCGCCGGUGCUCGUGACCACCGUCAUCGGCCUCAUGGGCUUCGGCUGGUCCGCGCAGGAGCGAGACCACUGGAUCGUGCCGACCAUCUUUUUCGGCCUCAUCUCGUUUGGCUGCACGCUGGGGUCCACGACGUCCAUUACCUUUUGCGUCGACAGCUACCGGCAGUACGCGGGCGAGGCGCUCGUCACGCUCAACUUUAGCAAGAACAUCUUCCACGGACUCGUGUUUAGUCUGUUUGUCACGCACUGGCUUACCUCGGACGGACCCAAGAUGGUGUUUAUCUGGCUGGGCGUCAUUCAGCUCAUUUUCCUGUUUGCCACGGUUCCCAUGUUCAUCUACGGGAAGCGGGCGCGUAUGUGGACCGUGAGGAAGAACUUUAUGGAGAAGUUCUAG